AUAAUUAUAUGGCAGUUCCUUUUCUCCCCACGCCGAAACACACCAGUGACAGGAGCAGCCGAGGAACACGGCUACCGAUCUUUUCUCUCCUUUUCUUUCCAUCGCAGUGAACAGUAUUCAGCAUUAUAAGUACUCCCUACUUGCUACAUUUAUCCGAAGAACACAAGGGUUUUUAUUCUCAAGCAGAAAAUCACUCCUCUCUUUUAUUUUCAUGGAUUCUUUUGAUUUCAAACAAUUUUCUUUCACAAAUGGAAUUGUUAGAUUAGAUUAGGUUAUUGCAUUUUGAUUUUUGAUUCCUUUAAUAAAAACGGGCUUUACAUUUCUUUCUUCUUCUUCUUAUUUUGUGUGUUCUUCUCCAUGGAAUCUAAAGGACUUGCCUUGCCAGACCAGCUUCUUGCGCCCAGAAGGAAGCCAUUUUUGUUGUGGGUUGUUGCUUCUCUUAUAAUACUCUCUCUCUUUUUUCUCACUACUUCUUUCAAGGGUCGAAUUGUGACCCCUUUCUUUCAAGGCUUCAAUAGUGUUACUCAUAAUUCUUCUCUUGUUUCAUGGCCUUUCUCUCGUUUUCCUCCUAAAAAUAGUACUGCCAGUCCCCCGGCUAACGUGACCGGGGUCGUUUUAGAGAAAAUCCAUGUCGGCAAUUUCACUGAGAUUACUCAAAAUGGAAGUUUUGGUGAUGAAGCAACUUCUGUACCAAAAUCCCCUGAAGCAAAAAGCGGGAAUUUGAUAGAUUCUAGCGGAGAUGGGGGGGUUUUAGAGAGGCCCCUCUUGGGUGUUAUUGAAGUUGGGAAUCACAGCCUUUCUAGCAAUGUGGAUGAUGCAGAUGCAAAGAGAAGCGCAGAAGGAAAAUCUGUAGAAAAUCUUAUUGCAGAAAAUAAAAAUGAGGGCAAUGAAGAAAAUGGUAGAUUCCCUGGUAGUGAAGGCGAUCAAGGGGGCCAUAAUAAAGUUUCCUUUGAGAAAUGUGACAUAUUUGAUGGUAAGUGGGUGAGGGAUGAUUCGAAGCCAUACUAUCCUCCAGGCUCCUGUCCUUAUAUUGAUAAGGAUUUUGAUUGUCACCGAAAUGGGAGGCCAGAUGUUGGCUUUGUUAAAUGGAAAUGGCAGCCAAAUGGGUGUGACAUUCCAAGUUUGAACGCAACUGAUUUUCUUGAGAGAUUAAGAGGAAAGAAGCUGGUUUUUGUUGGGGAUUCCCUUAAUAGGAACAUGUGGGAGUCUCUGGUGUGCAUCCUUCGCAAUAGCAUCGGAAAGAAGAAACGAGUUUAUGAGAUAUCAGGAAGGAGGGAAUUCAAAAAGAAGGGUUUCUAUGCUUUUAGAUUUGAGGAUUACAACUGCACGGUGGAUUUUGUUAGUUCUCCAUUUCUUGUUAGAGAAUCAUCCUUCGAAAGUAAAAAUGGAACAUUUGAGACCUUAAGGUUGGAUUUGAUGGACCAGACAACUUCAAUGUACCAUGAUGCAGAUGUCAUAAUUUUUAAUACAGGUCAUUGGUGGACCCAUGAUAAAACUUCCAGAGGAGAAGACUAUUACCAGGAAGGUAAUCAUAUACACCGAAGACUCAAGGUCCUGGAAGCAUAUAAGAGAGCACUUUUGACUUGGGCAAGAUGGAUCGACAAGAACAUUGAUAGAAAUCGAACACUGGUUUUAUUCAGAGGUUAUUCAGUUACUCAUUUCAGAGGAGGCCAGUGGAACUCAGGAGGACGGUGUCACAAAGAAACAGAGCCAAUAUUUAAUACAACUUACUUAGGAAAGUACCCUUCGAAAAUGAGAGCUUUACAACAUGUGCUUCAAGAAACCAAAACUCCAGUUAUUUAUCUAAACAUAAGUAGGCUCACAGCCUAUAGAAAAGAUGCGCAUCCUUCUAUUUAUAGAAUGACGUACAAUACAGCAGAAGAACGAAUUGCUGCAGAGCGAUCUCAAGAUUGCAGUCAUUGGUGCUUACCUGGAGUACCAGAUACCUGGAAUGAGUUGCUAUAUGCUUCACUGUUGAAGGUCGGCCUGGGAUCUUGGAAAAAGUGAACAAGUUUGUGCAGAAACCAUGUGUCAGUCGAGAACUUGUAUUCUGUAGAUUACCCCUUCACUAUAACCUCUGUUGUAAGUUUUUCAAUCAGGCUUGAAAUAGGAUGUUGACGUCGAGCGGGAGAUAAGAGUCACAAAUGCGCAUGUACAUUUUACUAGUCAUAUUACAAGCAAUGAAGACGCAAAUUCUCUUUGUUUACAAUUAUGAUGGGAAAAUAUCAAUUUUUGUUCUGAUAGGAUUUGAUCAUUUGCAAGUGAUAUAUGACUCUGCUGAAAGAAUGAAGGUGGAAGGACCUAGAGGAGGAGCAUACACUCUGUUCUGUGGUUUUGCAGUCAAUCUUUAUGAAUUGAUAAGUAUUAAUUGGAAUGUCCCAACUGGAUUAGAAUGCUGAUGGCUUAGAAAUACAAAAAAGAAAAAGAUAAAGAGAGAACAACUGGAUUAAUGCAUUCAGAAAUAGAACAUAAGAGGGAGAGUUGUUCACAUUAGUAUUUAAUUAUGUGAACUAGUACUUCAUUACAUAAUGAAACUGACACAGAGACAUUUGGUGAUCACAGCAGACAAAGAACACUCACCACAAAAUCUGGGUGACACUUCUGCUUAGAAUACAGACCUUUUUAUUUAUUACAUCCCAUGCUACAGCUACAUUUAAGCCAGGAAAGACUCGUGACCGAGCCCGUUGCCGUUUUGUGACUUGCCGGUUUGCCAGGCGUGCAUUAGCCGAAGACUCUGCUAGCUAGCUUUUA
This is a messenger RNA of Populus euphratica (Euphrates poplar), 2751 nucleotides long. It is a transcript of the gene TBL2, whose product is annotated as trichome birefringence-like protein (DUF828). The transcript is spliced from 5 exons. Gene Ontology annotation, cellular component: Golgi apparatus. The coding region runs from base 358 to 2007 and encodes 549 amino acids. The record is from RefSeq and is a predicted model, not a curated record. Lineage: Eukaryota; Viridiplantae; Streptophyta; Magnoliopsida; Malpighiales; Salicaceae. Gene Ontology annotation, molecular function: O-acetyltransferase activity.